CCACAGGUCAAAUUUGUCCUUAUAGCUGGAUUGCUACACUUCAACAGCACUCUGGUAAGAUGAGGAAAAUCACUCCUGACUAGAUGAACUCAUUGGAACACAGGAAGCUAUUGAUUGCCUAGAAAUUAAAAGAGGGUGUGAGAAGUCUGAUCAAGGUGGAAAAGAGCCUUUUCACAAUAGGCUUUUGCAGAAUCUUCAGACAGCCCUAUUUGUGCCAUGUUUUGUGGCUCUCACCCUAAGAGGAAUUUGUCUUGAUGAAGAUUCCUAACAUUGGUAAUGUGAUGAAUAAAUUUGAGAUCCUUGGGGUUGUAGGUGAAGGAGCCUAUGGCGUUGUACUUAAAUGCAGACACAAGGAGACACAUGAAAUUGUGGCUAUCAAGAAAUUCAAAGACAGUGAAGAAAAUGAAGAAGUCAAAGAAACCACUUUACGAGAGCUUAAAAUGCUUCGCACUUUGAAACAGGAGAACAUUGUGGAGCUAAAGGAAGCCUUCAGAAGAAGAGGAAAAUUAUACUUGGUUUUUGAAUAUGUGGAAAAAAAUAUGCUUGAAUUGCUAGAAGAAAUGCCAAAUGGAGUUCCACCAGAAAAAGUGAAAAGCUACAUCUACCAGCUAAUUAAAGCAAUUCAUUGGUGCCAUAAGAAUGAUAUUGUUCAUAGAGAUAUCAAGCCAGAGAAUCUCUUAAUAAGCCACAAUGAUGUUCUGAAGUUGUGUGACUUUGGCUUUGCUCGAAAUCUCUCUGAAGGAAGCAAUGCUAACUAUACAGAAUACGUGGCUACCAGAUGGUACCGCUCACCUGAACUCUUGCUUGGAGCCCCUUAUGGCAAGGCUGUGGAUAUGUGGUCUGUAGGCUGCAUCCUGGGGGAGCUGAGCGACGGGCAGCCGCUGUUCCCUGGCGAGAGCGAGAUUGACCAGCUCUUCACCAUUCAGAAGGUGCUGGGCCCUCUGCCAGCCGAGCAGAUGAAGCUCUUCUACAGCAACCCACGCUUCCACGGCCUGCGGUUUCCAGCAGUCAAUCAUCCACAGUCUUUAGAGAGAAGAUACUUGGGAAUUUUAAGCGGUGUGUUGCUUGAUCUUAUGAAGAACUUACUGAAGUUAGAUCCAGCAGAUAGAUAUUUGACAGAACAAUGUUUGAACCACCCUUCGUUUCAAACCCAAAGACUCUUGGAUCGCUGUGGAAGUUCCCCUUCACGGUCAGCUAAGAGAAAACCUUACCAUGCAGACAGCAACUCUUUAUCUAACAGAAAUCAAGCCAGCAAAAGUUCUGCUUUGCAGUCACACCACAGAUCAAACAGCAAGGAUAUGACACUAGGGGCUGGCGGGCCAAGAGAAGAGGGGCUUCCAGCAAAUGAGAGCUUUUUAAAUGGAAACCUUCCCGGACCUGCACCUAGUCCAAUGCACGCAAAAAAACCAAGCAACACACCUGGAUCUGGCAACAAGGAUAUAGCCAAUAAUAACAUGCCGCAUCUCCUCAGCCCAAAGGAACCAAAGGGAAAAACAGAGUUUGAUUUUAAUGUGGACACCAAAAGCUCUGAUGGUUCAGGCACAAAGUACCUGAAGUCUAACACCAGAUCUCAGCAGAACCGGCACUCCUUCAUGGAAACUUCUCAAAGCAAAACCGGGACGCUGCAGCCCGGCGACAAGCACAGUCGCCACAGCUACAUCGAUACCAUCCCACAGUCUUCGAAGAGUCCCUCCUAUCGGACCAAGUCCAAGAGCCAUGGAGUUCUGACAGACUCAAAAUCCGUGGGCAACCUUUCUGAGGCCAGGGCCCAAGCUGCAGAACCAAACACCAGUAGGUAUUUUCCAUCCAGCUGUAUGGACUUGAACUCUCCUACCAGUCCAAGCGCUCCCCGGCACAGCGAUAACAGAACUAUGCUCAGUCCAUCCGCGAGGAACAACCGCAGCGAGGGUACCCUGGACGCCCGAAGACCACCAACAAGACACUCCAAAACAAUGGAGGAGUUAAAACUGCCAGACCACAUGGAUGGAAGCCAUUCCCACUCUCUGUCUGCUCCACAUGAGUCUUUUUCCUAUGGUCUAGGUUAUACCAGUCCUUUUUCUUCACAGCAGCGCCCUCAUAGACACUCUAUGUAUGUGAGCCGGGACAGAGUGAGGUCAAAGGGCUCAGAGGGUGGCUUAAGCAUAGGGCAAGGGAUGGCAGCCAGAGCAAACAGCCUGCAACUGUUAUCUCCACAGGUGCAGCAUAAGUCACUCACAAGGUCUGUUGGCUCAUCACGAGAAGACUGUACGGAAGAUUCUAAUAGGGGUGGAGCAUAUCAUGAUCCACACACAGAAGAUGGAGCAUCUACUAAGGAGAAUAGAAUUCUGUAUAAUGACCCUGUUCCGAGAAGAGUUGGCAGCUUUUACAGAGUUCCAUCUCCGCGUCCAGAGAGCACCUACAUAGAAAACAAUGUGUCAAACAGAGCCUCGGUGUUACCAGCAGACAGCACCACGGUGACAAACCACCCCAAGAGACAAACCACCUUUGAUACCUGGAAAAGUCCUGAAAACCUUAACAGUCACUCAGAACAGCUCAAGGAGAAAGAAAAGCAAGGUUUUUUCAGGGCAAUAAAAAAGAAAAAGAAGAAAUCUCAAAAUAUGCCUAACACUGAAGGUCAGGAUCUCUUGGCAUUACAGAAAGCCAUUCAUUCUUCCAAUCACCAGAGCAGCAGGCAGAAGGAUUGGCAUCCUGAGAAGAUGACAGAAAUCCAGCCUCAUAGCCAGCCGUUAAAAUCUCUUCGGAAGCUCUUGCACCUCUCUUCAAACCAUCCCGUCGCCGCCGAGCCCCGCUUCCAGCCCUUACCCAGCCAGCCCGCCAAAGCUCCUUUCCCCGAGGUGCGCAUCCACGCCAUGAGCCAGAGCUCCGGCGGCGGCGGCGGCAGCGCCGUGCGGCCGGAGGCGCAGCCCAAGAGCCGGCCAGCGCUGCAGAUCCCCAGCCAGCUGGAGCCCGCCUGGCACGUGUCCCCCGUCAGCAGGAGCGUGGGCGAGGGGCCCCCCUACUCGGAGCAGCUGCCUGCCAAGAGCGGACAGAACGGGCACUCCUACGGCCGGGCCAACCGGGCGCGGAUGCCCAACCUGAACGAUCUCAAGGAGACAGCCUUGUAACGGCGCUCCAGCGACGCACGGCGCGGGUGGAGAUCAGCCUGGGCGGCCGUGGUGCUUCUGGUGGCGGUAACACUGCACUUCCAGCUUUAUAAAGGUGUGCAAUAUGUACAGGUGGAGCUAUGCUGUUCGGCACCACGAGAGAGUCAGGGAUUAUACAGGAACACGAGUGGAACUAUGAAUUACCAGUGAUCGGAAAUGGCACUGGAUGCCUGGCAGAGUGUGCCCGUCAGGGAGAAAAAUGCAUUGUCGUUUUCUCUCAUUUACAUUCCAGCUUAGUGCACAUCUCUGUCUGAAAGCUGGGUGACUUCUGGUAUGUAUUGGCACUUAUAAGGGUGAAAACAUUGUCUAGACCUGUGCCCUUACUACAUUUUUUGCUGCCUAGUUAAAACAGUGGGGUUUAUGUGAUAAAAGUGUAUCCCUGUUAAGGGUUUAAAGUUAAAUUGUAUGUCUUAAAUUUGUUUUUUAAACUUCCAUAUUUGAUAGGAUUUGUAAUAUUUAUUUAUGAUGACCUAAUAUCGUACUGUUAUAAUCAUAUCUUUUAUGUUAUAAUGUAAAGUUAUUUUGAGCUGUUUGAAACAUUGUGAAGCAGUGCAACAGCUACAGUAGUUUCUAUAAAAAACUAACAGUAACAUUUAUAUAUUGC
Ficedula albicollis (Collared flycatcher) is the source of this 3747-nucleotide messenger RNA. It is a transcript of the gene CDKL5, whose product is annotated as cyclin dependent kinase like 5. Gene Ontology annotation, cellular component: dendrite cytoplasm; nucleus. Gene Ontology annotation, molecular function: ATP binding; protein kinase activity. Gene Ontology annotation, biological process: positive regulation of axon extension; protein phosphorylation; regulation of dendrite development. The record is from RefSeq and is a predicted model, not a curated record. The transcript is spliced from 17 exons. The coding region runs from base 255 to 3104 and encodes 949 amino acids. Lineage: Eukaryota; Metazoa; Chordata; Aves; Passeriformes; Muscicapidae.